AUGGCUAACCCUAGUGUUCUUACCUUCGAUGCUGAAGGUCGAGCGGUUGAUUUCGAGGUCUGGGUCGAUGAACUGCAGCUCUUUCUGCAGUGCGACUCUAGGGACGGAGUCUCACUGUUCGAUCACACGUCCAGCGUCUCUGUUGCACCUGCUGCCGUUGCUGACAGUGCAGUUCGCUCGCAGUGGACCACGCGUGAUGCUGCUGCUCGUCUUGCUGUUUGUAGUCACCUGCCGUCAGCUGAGCGCGCGCAAUUUAGCCAGUACAAGACUGCUAAGACUCUGUAUGACGCUGUUGUUGCGCACUACUCCUCCCCUACCUUUGCUGCCCUCAGCCGCCUCAUGCUGCUGUACCUGUUUCCUGACCUUGCCGCUUUUGCCACAGUUGCUGACCUCAUUAGCCACCUCCGCACCAGUGACACCCGCUACCGCGCUGCGCAUCCUGCCAAGUUCUGCGCCAAGAACCCCCCCCCUAUGUACAUCACCCUCAACUACCUCGUCACCCGACUCCCUGACUCCCUUCGCCCAGUCAGGGACCACUUCCUCUCCCUUUGCCCCACCACGCUCACCGUUGACCUCCUCGAGGAGCACCUCCUUGCAGCUGAGAAGAGUAUAGUCGCUGUAGGAGCCUCUCGUGGUGACCCUCGUGCCCCUUUCUUUGAGGGGUGCUCCCCUGUCCCCCUUUUGCCCUCUGUUGCAACUGCUGCUGCUUUUGACCUCGUUGGCACCGAGUCGGUCGGAGCUGCGUCUGCUCCUAGUGGGAGACGCCGCAGCGGCAUUGAGACUGCUCCUCUAGGUGCUAGCAAGUCUGCCGCUCCAGGUGCUGGUGAGGCUGCUCUCUCAGGUACCGCGUCGGCUCAGGUCUUGCACACUUUCACCCUUGACUCAGGUGCUUCCCGUUCCUUCUUUCGCGACUGCACCACACUCACGCCGCUCAGCCGGCCAGUGGCAGUCUCCCUGGCUGACCCCUCUAGGGGUCCGGUCCUUGCGCACUUCUCCACAGUUCUGCCGUGUCUGGCGGUCCCGUCUGGCUCCUUGUCCGGUCUCCACCUCCCCCCGUUCUCCACGAACUUGGUGAGUGGAGCUGAUCUUCAGGACAUGUGGGUUGACCAGUUCACUCCUGGAGGUGUUUGCUGCAGCGUCCCGGUCUGA
This is a messenger RNA of Closterium sp. NIES-65, 1149 nucleotides long. NCBI's taxonomy places the organism in Eukaryota, Viridiplantae, Streptophyta, Zygnematophyceae, Desmidiales, Closteriaceae. The record is from the annotation of a GenBank genome assembly.